AUGACUACGGUCUCCCUACCACCAUCGGCGCCUUUCCCAGUCACCGUGACGGCCAUUACAGCCAGACCAGGUGAAACCAUCUCGAGGUACGCGCCGUUGAUCAAAUACAGAUACUGGGACUACCAGGAAGACCCCAACUCGAAGGAAGAGACCCCGCCUAAGAUACGUGUGGAGAGGAUCGGGUCGUUUGAGAGUCCUAUUGAGGGUGAAAUUACUGAGGUUGCUGUUGACGUUGGCGAAGAAAUUACCCAUAGUGGCGUGAUCUUGUGUUCAAUCCAGGAACCGUGUACUCAUGAUGUUCAGUACGGUGGGCUCUGCGCCUUGUGUGGUAAGGCAGUGGAAGACGAGAAGGAUUACACAGGGUACAACUAUGAAGAUAGAGCGACCAUUGCCAUGUCUCACGAUAACACUGGGCUUCGAAUAAGUUACGAUGAGGCGACGAAGAUUGAGCAUAAUGCUACGGAACGGUUGGCCAAGGAGAAGAAACUUAUUUUGGUGGUCGACUUGGACCAGACAGUUAUCCAUGCCACCGUGGAUCCGACCGUGGGCGAAUGGCAGAAAGAUCCUCAGAACCCUAAUUACCCGUUUGUCAAGGAUGUGCAGUCGUUUUGUCUUGAAGAAGAGCCCAUGGUGCCUCCAGGCUGGAUGGGCCCUAGACCAGCGCCUACAAAGUGCUGGUACUAUGUGAAAUUACGUCCUGGCUUGAAGGAAUUUUUGGCGAACGUUGCCGAACGCUAUGAGCUUCAUAUCUAUACCAUGGCCACACGAAAUUAUGCUUUGGCCAUUGCAUCGAUCAUUGACCCUAAGGGCAUUUAUUUUGGCGACCGUAUUUUGAGUAGAGACGAAAGUGGCUCUUUGACGCAUAAAAACCUUAAGAGACUUUUCCCGGUUGAUCAGUCAAUGGUGGUGAUUAUUGAUGAUAGAGGUGACGUCUGGCAAUGGGACCCUAAUCUUAUCAAGGUGGUUCCAUAUGAUUUUUUCGUCGGCAUCGGCGAUAUUAAUUCCAGUUUCUUGCCUAAAAAGAACGGUCAGCUUGUUGGACCAACAAAGAAAAGAAAAAGUCUCGCCCGUCUUGAAGAAGCCAUGGGUGAUGAUGAUACAUCUGCAAAUAAACCAGUGGAAGUUGACGAGCGUCUUACGCAAAAUUCUACCCAAGAAAGCGAUAGUAUGGACGAUGGAAGUGAAAGCGAGCCCGAAAGCAGCCAGCCUCCAGAACAGGAAAAAGACCAAACGACAGACAAUACCAAAAACGGCCUGGAAAGCUCCGCUUCACCUCCAUCUGGAUCGUCUUCUCCUUCUGACGACUCCGCUGAAUCUGAUUCCCAUGAGUCUGACUCUGAAAGCUCUUCACCAGUUGACCGUAUGGUUGAUCUUGCCGGUGGAGAGAACAAUAAAAACUUGCUUCUUGAACAGCUGAUAACACGGACCCAAAACCUCGAACAGCAACAGCACGAUAGGCCGUUGGCCAAACUUCAAGAUAAAAUGGACCGCAUUGCCCAUGACCACGAGGACAGUUCUGUCUCCAGCAAAGAUGAAGAGGAGGAGCAUAUUUUGUAUGAUGACGAUGCUGAACUCAUAACAUUGGAGAAAGCUUUGAAUUACAUCCACGACCAGUACUAUAAGUCAUACGAUAUCUUCAAGAAAAACCAGGCCCUUGAGCGCCCUGAUCUUACAACAAUAAUACCGAGACUUAAACUUGAUUGUUUGAAUGGCAUUGUUGUCUUACUUUCAGGUAUUCUACCGUUGGGUAUGAAUAUGAACAACGCCGACAUCGUUAUCUGGUGCCGCCAGUUUGGCAUGAAGGUUGUGAAUGAAGUGUACCCUGAAGUCACUCAUGUUGUCUGUAGAGACCCCAACGCUUCAUACAUGAAGACUGGUCUCACUCUCAAGGUAAGAAUCGCUAAGAAGACAGUGCCAGAUGUGAAGGUGGUUAACCCUGACUGGCUUUUUGCGUGCUUGAGUCUGUGGAAAAAGGUUGAAGAGAGAGACUACUUGAUCGAGCUUCCGGAUCAGGACUGGUAUGUCUCCGAGAACGAUGUCACAAAGUACCAGACCGCUCUAGGCUCUCAGCAAGAAAGAGAAGAAGCACGCUCAGCCGCAGCCGAAAAUAGACCACGGCAAGGGUCCCUUUCAUCGAUUGAUGACUACGACUUUAGCGAGGCUAAUGCUGAGGUUGACGAUUUCUUGGCUGGCAUAAGUGAUGAUGAUGAAGACGGAGAGGAUUACGAGGCUGAGGGGGACGAAAGGCUGGGCGAAGAUGAUUCAGCGGUUAACGGCAGCGGAGGCGCAGGGGUCUCGUUCGUUAAAAGUCUUUAUUCGAACAAGCGCAAGGCACCGGAAGACGAAGAAGACGAAGAAGACAGUGCAGAAGAAGACGCAAGUGAUAACUACAGCAACGGUGACUACAAGAGGCAAAAGAUCGAGGCGCAUGAGGGAGACAACAUUGAUGAGCUUGAAAAAGAGCUUCUUGAUGAGCUUGACAAUCUCGAUGAAUAA
Messenger RNA from Candidozyma haemuli, 2496 nucleotides. Its product is annotated as protein serine/threonine phosphatase. Gene Ontology annotation, molecular function: RNA polymerase II CTD heptapeptide repeat phosphatase activity. The transcript has a single exon. Bases 1 to 2496 code for a protein of 831 amino acids. Lineage: Eukaryota; Fungi; Ascomycota; Pichiomycetes; Serinales; Metschnikowiaceae. Gene Ontology annotation, cellular component: nucleus. The record is from RefSeq and is a predicted model, not a curated record.